UUCACUCGCCACCUCUCCCCACCACAUCCCAGCCAUGGCCCUGGCUCUGCAGCUGCUGCCUCUGCUGCUCUCCAGGGCCCAGGGGGACCCGGGGGCUUCUCUGGAAGGCCGCCCUGGGGACCGGGUGAAUCUCUCCUGCGUAGGGGUCUCGCACCCCAUCCGCUGGGCCUGGGCGCCUAGCUUCCCGGCCUGCAAGGGCCUGUCCAAAGGACGCCGCCCGAUACUGUGGGCCUCGCCGAGCGGGACCCCCACCGUGCCACCCCUCCAGCCCUUCGCAGGCCGCCUACGCUCCCUGGACCCUGGUAUCAAGCGGCUGGAGCUGCUCUUGAGUGCGGGGGACUCGGGCACCUUUUUCUGCAGGGGCCGCCACGAGGACGAGAGCCGUACAGUGCUUCACGUGCUGGGGGACAAGGCCGAUUGCAGGACCCCGGGGUCUACCCACGGGUCGGUGUAUCCCCAGCUCCUGAUCCCGCUGCUAGGCGUUGUGCUGGUGCUAGGACUCGGAGCGUUGGGCGUGGUCUGGUGGCUGCGCAGGCGCUCGCCCCCGCCCCCGCUUCGACCACUCCCCAGAUUUGCUCUGUCCCCCCCACAUAGCUCCACUUGUGAAAGCCGAGCCCCAGAGGUCAGUAGAGGAGGAGCACAAGAUUCCGGGGAACGUGGACCAGGAGCCGAACCUGCUCUAUGCGGAUCUAGACCAUAUGGCCCUCAGAAGGCCCUGCCGGCUGUCCACAGUGGUCCCUGCUGAUGCCUCCACCAUCUAUGCAGUCGUAGUUUGAAGGGAAGCCCUUACUCCAAGCCUCCCAAGUAGGGGGCUCCCAGCUCUCUAAUAAUUCCUCUCCCCUUCUUGACCCCUCACCUGUAAGUGGAAGGCACCAUGGGAUAGAAAUGAGCACUAGGUUGGGAGUCAGAAGACCUGGGUUCCAAGCAAUUUCUGCCACUGAUCUUGCUCCUUCACUUACUCCCAUCUCUCUUAUAACUUCCAUGUCUCCUUCAUCGCUAGUGUCCUCUCUAAACCUGAUUAAGCCCUGUCUCCCCAUCUUAAGACAUCAAUAACUCCCAGAUAGCUCCCAGAUAUUCCUCUCUUCCCUUCCCUCCCACAGUCAAGCUUUUCAAACCAAGGGUAUACACCUGCCUGUUUCAUUUUCUUCUCCUUCACUCUAUCCUCACUGUUCAUCUGCUGAAAUUGUUCAUCUGCUCUCCGUAAGCUUGUCAGUGAUGUCCUAAUGGCCACACCCUGGAGACAUUUUUUAGCAUUCAUCUGGCUUGGCCUUUGAGUACUCCCUUCUUUAAGCUAUGUUUUUCUUUGCUGCUGGUGUUUUCUUCCUUCUGUAUUCCUCUUCCUUGUUCCCUGUCCCCACAAUAUUCCCCACCAUUCUGUUUGUCCCUUUCUUUCUCCCCUUACCCCCUAUCCUGGGAAGCUCUCAUCCACAGCCAGUCCUCAGCUUCCACCUCUGCAGAUGACACCCAGAACCCUCUCCAGCUCAGAUCUCAGAUCUGGGAUUUCCAAACUGUCCCUCAGAAAUCCCACCUGUCUGGCCCCAGGCAUAUUGUUGUGCCCUGCAUGUGAAACCCAACUCAUUAUCAUCUCUCAAACCAUUUACUUAAUCCUCCUCUGCAUGCUCUCUCGAUCAACCCUGUUGCCCAAGCCAGAAACUGGGAGUCAUGCAAACCUCCUUCCUCUCUCACUCCCACACAAUGAGCCAUCACAUUCUUUCUAUCUUAACGUCACUGUCACUGUCGCUGUCAAAUCCACACCCUUCUCCAAGCCCAGCGCUACCAGCUGAAUGAACUCUCCUCAUUUCCUUCCUAGAUUACGCAUAGCUCCACCUCAUCCUCCUACAUUUGCCCGCUUUCCUGAAGCCAGAGAGAUCCUUCCCAGUCUAACUUGCUCCUUACAGCUCUUAUUUCAGAACUGCAGUAUUUCUCUCCUUAGCCUUUAGCUCUGGGCCCAAGGGCCUUAGCUUUGGGUACUAGGAGCUACAGCACUUUGUCCACUGACCAGGCCUGUUUCUGUCACUCCACAUGGACACAAUAUGCCUUGGAGAAUUCUCACUAGCACCAAUGCCUUUGCCCAGUGCAAUUCCUUCUUCCUCAAUUACCCUUUUCCUUCCUCCCUACUACCUGCCUGGCUAAUUCUUAUUUAUCAUCUGGACUCAGUUCAAGUAUAGUCAUUUCUGGGAAGUUGUUCCUAACCCUCCUUGUCCACCCUUGCAUACACUUUGAUGCCCUAGGGAGCCCCUUAUUUCUCUCAUAGAAACAAGCCUUCUGUGAAUUGUUCCAUUAUAACCUGUAUUUCAAUUUGUAAUAAAAUUUCAUGUACUGUGAGUUCCCUGCCAUGAGGAGAUUGAUCCUUUUAAAAUCACUGCUAAGCCUCAGUAAAUGAGUGAAUGAAAAUGAA
Messenger RNA from Galeopterus variegatus (Sunda flying lemur), 2398 nucleotides. RefSeq names its product chromosome unknown open reading frame, human C6orf25 (gene MPIG6B). Lineage: Eukaryota; Metazoa; Chordata; Mammalia; Dermoptera; Cynocephalidae. The coding region runs from base 35 to 745 and encodes 236 amino acids. Gene Ontology annotation, biological process: blood coagulation; megakaryocyte development; platelet formation. The record is from RefSeq and is a predicted model, not a curated record. Gene Ontology annotation, cellular component: plasma membrane. The transcript has 6 exons.